UCGUGCACGUCAACAGCAGACGGACACAGUCUCGCACACACAAGGCGAGCCAACAUGGAGCCCAACGCGACUAUUCUGCGUGUCAAGAGAAAGCGGGGCACCGACCCCGCGGACGCCUUGCUGCUAGCCUGCAAGCGUAUCCGACCGGCGGAGACGUCCCAGGGCCCCAGCGAGGUGGCCCCGGAGCCCGGCGAGGCGGAGGUGGAGAAGUCUGUCUUUAAACUCGUGGUCACCGUAGCGACACAGGAUGCUCCGGUCCAGACGCAGGUCCGGCAGGCCCUGGCCCGGCCCCGCAUGGCCCACGCCCUGCGCCCCUCCGCCAACAGCUCACAGCGCAUCUUUGGCGACCUGCGGAGCACCAAGUGUGGUGUUCGCCGGGAGGAGCGCUACAGAAUACUCUCCAGCCACCGCGCCGGCCUGUCGCUCCCGGCACAGCGCCGGAACCAGCAGACGGGCGACGGGGUGGAGGAUGGCAGCGGUGGCGAGAAACGGGACAAAUGUUUGGGUGUGGGGGAAAUCCAGGUGGUUGAUCUGGUGCAUGAGGAUCUACCAGACCAGGGCAAAGCUCUCGGCAAGACGCAGUCCUCAGACCCUGACGUGAUCCUCUGCAACAACACAAAGAUGCUGCGAGAGCGUCUCAGCAUCUCUGCGGACGCUCCAGAGGCGGCGGAAGAACGUCCGGACCAGGAGGAAGACUACGUGUACGACCUUUACUACCAGGAAAUGGUCACGCCCGGAUGGAUCCAGGACAUCCUGUCUGUCAGCGCCUACGCAGACGAGGGAGAACUGGUGCCCGACCUGGUGACUCACGAGGAGGAGGUGUAUGAAGACGAGGAUGAUGGGAACGAGGAAGGCAACUGGAGGAACGACUACCCCGACGAAGAGAGUGACGAGGACAGCGACAGAGAGGAACGCUACGGCGGUUACUGGGAGGAGGAGCACUCGUACAGCCGCAGGAGCUGGCAGUGCUACCAGAGGGAGGUGCUGCAUGAGCUUGGCUGCCAUGACGACAACCACGAGGAUGAGGAGGAUGAUGACGCAGACGGGAGCAAAUACGAUUCCAAUUGAUUCCUGCAUCACGUCGCUUUCUGUGACCUGUAUGGCGAGCCAUGAGGACCUUCACGCUUCCAGUAGCACGUCUCUCACGCCCACCCACACCCACCCUGUGUGCCGUGAUUCCAUAAUUCACGUUCCUGCAGUCAAGCUAACAAUCAUUCCCUCAAAGCGGCAGCGAGAAGGUCUUCUGGCUGCGAUCCAUUUCGCUCUUUGCCA
Messenger RNA from Dunckerocampus dactyliophorus (ringed pipefish), 1272 nucleotides. It is a transcript of the gene slc7a6os, whose product is annotated as solute carrier family 7 member 6 opposite strand. The record is from RefSeq and is a predicted model, not a curated record. Lineage: Eukaryota; Metazoa; Chordata; Actinopteri; Syngnathiformes; Syngnathidae. Bases 55 to 1068 code for a protein of 337 amino acids. Gene Ontology annotation, biological process: developmental process. The transcript is spliced from 5 exons.